Molecule: messenger RNA, 630 nt
Organism: Neofelis nebulosa (Clouded leopard)
Lineage: Eukaryota; Metazoa; Chordata; Mammalia; Carnivora; Felidae
Product: large ribosomal subunit protein eL30-like
Exons: 4
Coding region: 1-630 (209 amino acids)
Cellular component (GO): cytosolic large ribosomal subunit
Molecular function (GO): structural constituent of ribosome; RNA binding
Source: RefSeq, a predicted model, not a curated record
AUGUUAGCAGCAGACCUGUCCACUCAGCCAUCUUGGCGACUGCUCUUGAUUGGGGUCUUCUGGCACCCAAGACAGGAGGGUCGUAGCCCCGCAAAGAAGAUGAAAAAGUCACUGGAGACAAUCAACCCUAGGCUCCAACUUGUUAUGAAAAGUAGAAAGUGUGCUCUGGGGUACAAGCAGACUCUGAAAAUGAUCAGACAUGGCAAAGUGAAACUGAUCCUCCUUGCCAACAACUGCCCAGGCUUGAGGAAAUCUGAAAUAGAAUAUUGUACCAUGUUGGCCAAAAGUGGUGUCCAUCACUACAGUGGCAAUAAAAUUGAAUUGGGCACAACAUGUGGGAGAUACUACAGAGUAUGCACACAGGUUGUCAUUGAUCCAGGUGAUUCUAAUGUCAUGAGAAGCCUGCAGACUGGGAAAGCCAACCGGACAUGGACAGAGCUAUGUCAGCAAUUAGUCUACCCACCGCCCCCAACGCCUACAGAGUGCUCCCACACCAAACUCUCAUUGUUUUUUAUGGCCAACAGUUGGCUGAUGCCUCCUGUCCAGAGUUAUAAAUGCCACUGUGAGGCCAUUGUCUUGUCAGAUGUUAAGCUACUUGUUCUGCAACAAAAGGAACAGCACCAGCAGUAA